AUGGGACAAACGCCUAGCACCAACCAGACCAUUGACACAAAAAGUGGGCUUCAGACCAGUCUUCCAAAGUCGGAAGUAUACAAUCUAUUUUAUACUAGAUGUUUGCAAGUGUUGAAGCCGCUGGAGCUUGCCUAUGUCAAAUCAAUCAUAGAUGGAGGUGAAAACCAAAACAGGGUCGUAUCGAGAGCUAAAUUCCAAUUCAUAUUGAAUAACGGACGAAGUUCAAACUCAGAAGGAUUGGAGAAAUUAACUACUGUGUUGUUCCCAAUCCUGAAACGAUUAGGCCAAUUCCCUUUCUUGAGAACAGAAGUGAGCACCAGUGAAGACCUAACCCUUCAGGAGUUCGUAAUUUCUCUUAUUUUCAUUCUAGGAAAGCACAACAAGAUAUUGGAUCAAAAUUUCGAUUUUGUGAAGCUUUUGUUCAUAUCAUUGUCGGGUAAAGAUGAACAAGAAAAGCUGGUGGAGGAUAGCCCAAUUGAUAUGCCUUUGAUACAACCUUUUAAAGAGUCUGAUGAAAUUGGUCUCAAAGCGAAAAAGGUUGACUGGAAAAAUGCAACAGUUGUUUCAUCUUUUGAUAGUAUAGCCAUGGAAAGCUUGAUGUCAGAUGCCGAGAGCUUUGUUUCGAUCACUACAUUACUACUCGUUGCUAAUUCGAUCCAAUUACAAAAACAAGAAUUAAUGGAAGGUCAGCUAGCAUCACGACUAACCCAGUGGAAUGAUUUUGAAACGUAUUCAAUAUCACUAUUAAAGUUCAUAAACCCGAAUUUUCUGGUAAGUAAAUUGGUUGGAGAGACAAUUCUGUUCAACGAAUUUGCUCAAGGUGUUGCAGAGAUGCUUCCUACCUUUUAUCAAAACGGGUUGAAAAGAUUGGGAGCUGAAAUCUUUACUUUGAAAGCUACUGAAAAUGGUGAGACCCAUUCAGAGCAACUACCACCACCACCAUCGUCGCCAUCACCUUCACCACUAAAGAAGCAUUCUUUUACAUUUACGCCUACUAAACUUGUAAGCAUAGCCACGCUUUCUUACAUAACAUCUGUGUUGAAAGGAGUUGGAAGCAAUUUGGACUUAACUACUGAAAAUGUUGUAAAGUUGUAUGCUGGGUCCGAGUCUGGCUUCUCCAUUCGUUCUUUAGAGACAAAGAUUUUUAAAUGGCAGGCACCAACAUUGUUGAUAGUUAGUGGGAAAAGAGUGAAACAGAAAACAGUGGAUACGAAUAGACGUUAUCAAAAGUUUGAUGAGAUAUACCCGAAAUACUUUUUAAAGCAGGAGAGUCAUCUACAACCGUGGCAACACGAGAAUGAUCGAUUAACAUAUUGUGUGGUGGUCAGGGAACCUUGGCAAAGCUCGAACAAGAAGAAUUUUGGAGAUGAAUCAACAACUAUCAUUUCUGUUCACCCCCGAGCUGACUGCUACAAGAGCAUACAUAGCGAGGUAAUGAAGGGCAAGCUGAUAUAUUUUAACAACCAGGGGAUGGGCUUAGGAUUUGGAAAUUUACAGCCUUUGAACAAAAAUGGAAAGCAGAAGUACUACCCUGGUGAUGUCUCUUUGACAAUUGAAGCCAACCUCGAGUUUGCGGUAUUUAGGCAUUUGGCUCUUCUGAAGAACAAUGCCACUAAUUUUUUCAAACCGUCGAUCCAGAGUGACCUUGCCACGGAGAACUUUGAGGAUAGAUUUACUAUAACCGAUCUUGAAGUUUGGGGUAUCGGUUCAAUGAAAGAGUUGGAUGAACAGAGACAGCAAUGGGAAUGGGAAGAGAAACAAGCAAAUGCUAGACAAAGUGUGAAUGUACGAAGUAUGGGUGAAGAAAGAGCCUUUUUAGAAAUGGCAGGUUUGGUUGGUAAUCAUGGUAGCUUUGGAUCUGGGUGA
This is a messenger RNA of Lodderomyces margitis, 1866 nucleotides long. RefSeq names its product TLD domain-containing protein. NCBI's taxonomy places the organism in Eukaryota, Fungi, Ascomycota, Pichiomycetes, Serinales, Debaryomycetaceae. The transcript has a single exon. The record is from RefSeq and is a predicted model, not a curated record. The coding region runs from base 1 to 1866 and encodes 621 amino acids.